Molecule: messenger RNA, 2060 nt
Organism: Suillus paluster
Lineage: Eukaryota; Fungi; Basidiomycota; Agaricomycetes; Boletales; Suillaceae
Exons: 4
Coding region: 33-1934 (633 amino acids)
Source: RefSeq, a predicted model, not a curated record
GGACCGUGAGGUCGAAUGUGAGACUUAGACGAAUGCUGAAGACUCCGAAAAAGAAGAGUGUGACGCCGUCACAUGCACCGCGCAAGAAUGGAACGAGGCAGACCAGCGUAAAGAGGGAGCCACCAGAGAUUGACUUGAGUGCCAUUAGACCCCCCAGCCCGACUGAGGACCCGCUUUUGUUGAGUGCAAGACGUGCACGGCGAACAAUCAGGUCGAGAGUGACCCCUGUCUUCUCAAGCUCGCCACUGUAUCCCACCAGCAGACAUGCCAAUGCUCGGGAUACCCAGUCCCCCGCGUGGACAGACACCGAUUCGGAAGGCGAGGGCGAGUAUACGGGGCGUUUCAAGAUGUUCCACGUGCCAACGAAGGCGGAUCCACCGACGAGUGGGACAAGGGCACGCAUGGAGGAGUGGGGGCGGCCAGUGAGCCCAUUUCCGUAUGAGGCACGACUGGACAGGAGCUUGCCUGAUCCAGAGGAUAUGGAAGUUGCAGAGGAUGAGGGCAUGGAGGGAAAUAUUUUGGAUGCAUUGGAUAUCGAGAGCGUGUUCGAGGACGUUGUGGAGGUGCCACCUGUGUCGGACGAUCUAUCAAGCGAUCCGCCAACCAAUGAUGUUCAUAUCGGCGCUGAAGAGAGUGAGGAUUCAGACGUUGAUGUUGAAAGCAAUGUCGUACGAAUCACAGGUAGUGACCCAAAGGCCGCAGCAAGAGCCGCAGCGAUUUUGAAAUUACACGAUUACGACUGCGUACUGGCUUCUUCUAAGCGCGCUGUCCGCAAGCCUCGCACAACUUUCAUUGGUGCAGGCAUCGGGAAACGCCGCAGCACUAUGCAGAGACAGCGAGCAAUUCAUAGGGGAGAUGAGACGCCGUGGUGCGAUGUCGAAGAUAUCAUGCAGGACAGGACGUUCAUUGAGCAACACACACCUAUAAAAACCCCUCUUCAGGUCAGUCUCGCUCACACUGGGGAGCGAGCCUCCCAUCCUUUGAUUGCGACAUUCCCCCAACCUCAGUACAACCCCAAGGCGGGAGAGUGGAGGCGUGAAGACUGGAAGCUUUUGGAUAGAUGUUUUUUUGAGGAGUGCCACGUCAACGGAGUGAUUGUUGCGCCGGAGGAGGUCAACAGGGAGGCGGUAGCGAUGCGAUUCACAUGUCUUGCUGGAGGUUAUGAUGUCGUGACGGAGCUGGGUCCUCCCUGGAGUUGGGAGAACCUGUUAGCGAGAGUAGACGUCCUCAUCAAAAAGCGGGCUGCGCGAGACGAUCUCUCAACACUAUCUUUUACAAGUUUCAUGUCUCCGGAUGUGUCCACGCCUGCGAAUAUCACCUCUACGCCGGUCUCGCACAUACCGCGGUACCGCGACCUCUUCGACGAAGCCAGUGCUAUUGACACAACGAAUGUUCCCAUAUCUACACCAUCUUGCGCAGCUAGGUCUCAACCGACCAUUGUACCAUCAAAUCAUCUAGCGGAAAAGACAGGUUUCUUUUCCAUACUUCCAACAUGGACAUCGUUUCUCCCUCGCCGUGUACAUAUCAAACCUGACGACCACCCCAUCAAAGACCGUCCUCCCUUACCGCCUCCUCCCACAGAUAUCCUAGACCGUCGCAAACCCGUUAUGACGCCAGCGCGGAAACGUUCGGAGCAGCAGAAACCGCACAGGGAUCUUGUGAAUCUUCACCAUACCACACCCCUGCAGAAGCGUGUGCAGCUGCGCAAAAACAAGCCAAAGCGCCUCAUAGAGCUCCGUCACAUAUCACCGGAGCCUCUCCAACAUUUAUCCGCAGGUGAUCGCCGGGCCAGACGGAGUAGCGGUGGUAGCGUCAAGGAUUUGAUCCAAUGUUUUGAGGGGACGAAGGAUCUUGAACUGGCCGGUGGAGGAGGGUCACGGUCUAUACAGAUUUCUGCAAAUGCCGUGCAGAACAGGCUCGCUUGGAAACUAUAGCUAUGCAUUUAUACCGGAAUGUUUUUAAUGUACAUUUCAUGUUGAUGACGACAUAAUGUGAUGGCAUAACCUUUACAUCACCCUGGGAUACUGCCAGGUAGUACACUCACGGAAAUUCAGUGAAUG